This is a messenger RNA of Paraglomus occultum, 702 nucleotides long. NCBI's taxonomy places the organism in Eukaryota, Fungi, Glomeromycota, Glomeromycetes, Paraglomerales, Paraglomeraceae. The record is from the annotation of a GenBank genome assembly.
AUGCGUCAUGCCAAAAAAUAUCGUCGUCUCAAUCGUUCGUCUGGCCAUCGGCAAUCUCUUCUUCGUAAUAUGGUCUCUUCGCUCAUUAGACACGAUAGAAUAAAAACUACACUUCCUAAAGCGAAAGAGGUUCGCAAGUUUGCUGAUAAGAUGGUGACGCUCGCUAAACGGGGUGACGCUCAUGCUAAAGCUCAAGCCAGAGCUUUUUUGCGAGAACAUGUUGUUACUAUGCCCAAAUUAUUCGGCGAAAUGGCCGAACGCUAUCAGAAUCGCCCGGGCGGAUACACACGUAUUCACAAACUAGGUUAUCGGGAUACAGAUCACGCUUCAAUGGCAAUCAUCGAAUACGUAGACGCUCCUAAUGAUAUCCGAUACGACAUGCUCGUUAAAACACUCGCUCGUCAAGAUCUCAAUAAGAUACUCAAAGUAUCUUCAGAGUCAAUAGAACAAGGUCAAGGCAACAUUAGAUCAAAGCGAAUCGAUAAAAAGCGAAGAAUAAGUAGAGAAAAGGCGCAAUUGAGGUUAGCAAAGAACAUGCGGAAGUUUAUGAAAACAAAGAAUAUCGAAGAAGAUGAACUGAAGGAAAUAGUUGAGCAGGAGCGCAAUAGGCUUAUCCGGAUGGAGAAAGAAAAAGAUGAUUUCUAUAUUCAAGAUAAAAUCAGAAGAAAAGGCGGUAGACUUUCUUAUUAUAACCUCAACUAA